AUGAUGGGUAGUAUUGCUGGAAGUGGUUUUAAUGACCUGACAGGCUUAGGAUUGACACCUGCAAUGAUCACUGCACUUUUCCACAAGCCACACGAUCGACAAUUUGUCGUUGAAUUGGAAAACUCAGUAGCUUCUUUUGUUGCUUCAAAUGCGGAAUCUUAUGAAUUGAGACCUAUGAAUUCUUACUAUAGGUUGCUUUCACAUCAAGUGGCUGAAUACCACAAUUUAAAGCAUGCCUUGGCGAGAACUCAAGAUAACUGUGUUAUUAUCUUUAAAGGAGACGGAUUUGAAAACAUACAAGGCAAGCCAUUGUUACAAAAUCUACAACCAAUGGGAUUGGGUCCUUACGGAUGUACCAAUACUAAUGCCAGCAAUACUACUAAUAAUAAAAGAUAUCGAAUUUUGAAAAGGCGAGAUGGCCAAAGUCAGUCAGACAAAAUUGGUGAUACUAAUACUGAUACUCCUAAUAACAAUAAUAAUAACGUAAUUAAACCUGAAGCAGGACAACAAGGGGCUGAUAACAAAGAAAAUGAUGAAGAUACCAAUGCUUCGUUAGAACAACAGAGAUUGGAAAAGGAAAAACAAUACGAACAGAGAAAGCAAGAAAUUUUCAGUACACCAAAGAAGAACAGUGAUGACGAUGAUGAUAACGACAACGAUAAUGAGGAAGAGAAUGGGACAUCGGAUAAUAACUCACCACAGCCGUACCAAUUUGAGACUUCACGAUAUAGGUUUAACGAUCAGGCGACAACGCAACAAAACGAGCCAAAUUCCCAAACGGUACCACACCGCCAACAAGAUUACGUUAGUGGUUAUGCUAGUGGUUAUACUAAUGGUAACACAAAUGGUUAUACUAAUGGUUAUACGAAUGGUCAUAUCAAUGGAAAUGCAAACGGUAAUGGUAGAAGGCAUAGGAAACACCAUCCAUUUGAUAACGAUCCUAGAAGGAAUUCUUCCAAUACAACCCCUCAAUACCACAUGCCCUAUUUCAUGUAUCCAACACCGCCCAUGGCUGCCGCCAAUACAAGCCAGCCACCGUCUCAAUUUCCGAUCAUGUAUCCCGCACCUUUCCCCGUGGAUGGUGCCAAUGGAUACAUGGCACCUGUAAUGUAUCAACCAAUACCAGGAUUUGGUCCCAUGGGUCCAAAAGCAAGUGUAACACCAACUUCAGCACCAGCACCAGGACCGUAUAUGACAUACCCGUUCCCAUAUCACUAUGGACAACCACAAGCACCUCCGCCUACACCACCAUCGUCAACGAUGUAUAGACAAUUCUCGACACCACAGAGAUCUCAUGGACCGAGAUACCAAAAGUACAGUAGAAACAGUUCGAGAAGUAGUUUCUCGAGAAGAUCUUCAAAAAAACAAAAUUCCCAAGAUGAUACAAUCGUAGGUCAUUCUUCUACAUCAACGAUGGAAUCUGGUGCUACAGAAAUUGAUGAAUUGUCGGAGAACAUGCAAAAGCUUAUAUGA
Messenger RNA from Zygosaccharomyces rouxii, 1473 nucleotides. It is a transcript of the gene RBS1, whose product is annotated as Rbs1p. The record is from RefSeq and is a predicted model, not a curated record. Lineage: Eukaryota; Fungi; Ascomycota; Saccharomycetes; Saccharomycetales; Saccharomycetaceae. Gene Ontology annotation, biological process: galactose metabolic process. Gene Ontology annotation, molecular function: nucleic acid binding. The transcript has a single exon. The coding region runs from base 1 to 1473 and encodes 490 amino acids.